Messenger RNA from Chenopodium quinoa (quinoa), 1550 nucleotides. RefSeq names its product germin-like protein subfamily T member 2. The record is from RefSeq and is a predicted model, not a curated record. Gene Ontology annotation, cellular component: cell wall. The coding region runs from base 185 to 823 and encodes 212 amino acids. Gene Ontology annotation, molecular function: manganese ion binding. NCBI's taxonomy places the organism in Eukaryota, Viridiplantae, Streptophyta, Magnoliopsida, Caryophyllales, Amaranthaceae. The transcript has a single exon.
AUCAAGGGAUUACCUAUGUUCUUCCCUCAGCAAUGCUAAAUUUUCGUUGUAAACAUCAUUUGCAGCAGUCUUAAUGAAUAAUAAUAUAUUUUUGGAUGUCCUUGACAAAGUCGCAAACAUAGCCUAUAUAAACACCUUAAUCUAAUUCUUCAGACAUACAAAACACCCUUCAAAAUACAUACUCAUGGCUGCCCUACUUUGCAUUGUAGUUUUCUUGCUAGCUCCUUUUCUCUCCAACGCUGCUGAUCCUGAUCCCUUGUCGGACUUCUGCAUAGCUGACCUCAACUCCUCCCCCACGUUUGCCAACUUCCCUUGCAAGCCUACCUCAAAUGUCACCUCCGAAGACUUCUUCUUCGAUGGGCUGAUGAAGGAAGGCAACACGUCAAAUAUGUUUGGAUCAAAGGUCACACCUGGGAAUGUUCUCACAUUUCCCGCCUUAAACAUGCUUGGACUUUCAAUGAACAGACUUGAUAUUGCGCCUAAUGGACUGAACCCGCCUCACACCCACCCACGAUCAACCGAAAGUGGGGUGGUGAUCAGUGGUAAAGUCCUAGUCGGGUUUGUGACUACCGGGAACGUAUUCUACUCCAAGGUGUUGGUUCCAGGGCAGAUGUUCGUGAUCCCCAGGGGAUUAGUUCAUUUUGAGAAGAAUGUGGGGAAUAAGAAGGCAGUAAUUAUAACAGCUUUCAAUAGCCAGAAUCCAGGAGUAGUGGUUGUACCCACAACUCUAUUUGAUGCACAACCUUCAAUUCCAGAUGAUGUUUUGACACAAACUUUCCAAAUUGAUUCAAGCGUUGUCCACGGAAUAGAAUCCAAAUUCUGAAAUUUGGAACGAUCAUAUAUACUAUGAAAAACUUACUAUGAAGAUUUCCUUCAUUCUUUUUACGAUAUUAUACGUGAAUAACUGAAUAAGGAUUGAAGCUUUUAUGCAUAUUAUAUUUAUUAUUAAUUCAAUAAAUGAUGUAGUUUUUUAGCUGCUGGCAUACUCUUUGGCAAGAUACAUACAUCAAAAAAUAUUUGAGUUGUAUACGAACUUAUUGUUUUGUUGUCCUAAAAAAAAAAGAAAAAAAAAACUUAAUGUUUUGUUUCCUGAUGAAUGAAGAAAGCCUCGGUAGAUCAUCUAACACUAAUUGAACUUUAAUCCAUAAUUAUACCAAACUCACGUGGUUUCAUUCCUAAUUCCAACCCCAUAUCAGUUUACAAACCAAAUGCCUCGAUAAAAAAUAACAAAUUUAGCUUCCUCAAUUUUCACUUUUACUAUUUCUACUCCUUUUUUUUUUUUUUUACCGUGUAUGAGUACCCAAUUUUUUGCACUAAAAUUAUUAUUUUUUUGAAGAAUAAAAUCAAAUAUUUAGCAUAGUUUUUUUUAAAAAAAAAAAAAAUAUAAUCAAGUACCCCUUAUGUGAUACCGCUACAUCUCGCAAUUUCUACCCUUCUACCCUACUCAUGGAGUACCGUGAGCAUGAUACUCCAGGGUCAAAUGAUGUCAUUUAUUUUCUUGGACAUUAGGUAUAUAGUCAGCUCCCUCUAUUAUACCUUCCUCUUCCUUG